This is a messenger RNA of Hippocampus comes (tiger tail seahorse), 3915 nucleotides long. RefSeq names its product WAS/WASL interacting protein family member 3 (gene wipf3). The record is from RefSeq and is a predicted model, not a curated record. Gene Ontology annotation, molecular function: actin binding. Lineage: Eukaryota; Metazoa; Chordata; Actinopteri; Syngnathiformes; Syngnathidae. Bases 1617 to 2918 code for a protein of 433 amino acids. The transcript is spliced from 10 exons.
AACCUGGACUGGUUGCCAGAGAAUCUACGGUACCUGCAUGAAAGUCCGGUAUGUAAACUUUACAUUGUCAGAGAGUGUAAAUGAGUUGACUUGAAAUGAUGCAACAAGAUCGACGACGACGUUACAAUGUGUGCCAAACUGAGGCCUUAGGUGUUAUUGUUUUCCAGCGCGAGGGAGGAGCACGCUUGUGUCACUGCAUUCCUGUGUCACGUGCCGCCACGUUAAUGUUUUUCCGCCACCCAAGCGACCCAUUCGCCCUUUUUAAUAUAGUAAAAUAAUAAUUUUGUGCAAAUGAAAGAUCACUGGCUUGUGGCUGCUGUUUUCUGUAGGCACUGGAACCUGAUACAAUCCACGCAUUUAUUGAACGGGCAGCUGUCAUGUCAUCAUUUCAACUGCAGGGGGUGCUGCAGACGAGCUUCAGUUGAUUCACCUGCCAGUCUGGUCUUUCACCGAGCCAAAACGAACGCAGAUGUGCAAGAUUACAAUUUCAUAUGUCACGGUAAUUAACUGCCCGAGCCACAUUGUGGAUACCCAUGCUAAAAAAAAAAUUAUAAACCAGUUUUGUGGAACACUUACACUUGCAUAGCAAAGUGACAUCCAGCGCAUUUGUGCCGGUCUUGUACAAAGGAACUUAACACGGAUUUGUGUACACUUUCUCAAUGUGUAUAUUUUAAUAGUUUUUUUUUCCCUCACUUUGUCACUCGUGAUUGUGAUUAGGAUUCUGAUUAUUAUUUUUGCAAUAUCAUUUAUGUGGUAGUUGCCAACACACCAGGUCAUCGGCUGUGCCGUUCCGUUUUUACAAUGUCGUUGUUCGUCUAUCUAUGCCAGCGACGUACCGUACCAGGCAGAACAAUUCUAGUACUGUACUUUAAAUGCUAAUCCACUAGAUGGCAGAAUGUACAAACAACCUGAGUAUCUACCUGUUGCCAUUGAUACAGGGGUAAUAACUUCGAGUUCAACCAUUCAUUGUAUAUGUCAGUUGAGGCAAGAUCGAUUUUUUUUUUUUUUUUUUAACCAAUGUAAAAUCUUUGCCUUUGCUUAAUAACGCUUUAGAAACGUGGUGUAGUCGUUUUUCCCCCCUCCCAGUGUUUCUUCCCAGUAGGGUGUUGUCCUGCCCCCUUCUGCAUUUGUAUUACGCCGCUAGACUUCUGCACGGUACACAGUGUGGGAGAACUGCUGUAGCAAUCAAGAGACCACUGUUCAUGUGCACAGUGCUGCAUCUUAAACAACAACAAAAAGAAAAGGAAACCCUUUCCCAACUUUUUGGAAGUUUUUCUUUUGCAGUUAGUGACAGGCAGCCGACCGGUCUGGUUAAAAAUAAAACUAUGAGGUCAGUUUGCUGCGCGUCUACAAGCCGAGGACUCUGAAAGCUAUCAGGUGGACUUCUGACUCUGGGAAGGAGGAACUACUGAAAAUGUUCUCCAAGCUGAAAACAACAGCUGUGUCAAGUGGUGUCUUGCACCUAUUUCACAACAUGGAAAGCCAGCCAGUCAGCUUGCCCCUGUUUAAAAGUCCUCACUGGCAGUGUCAUGGAGAUGGCUGGCACACUUUUGACGAUAGAAAUAGUCACGGAGGAACGGCCUGCCAGUUGCCUAGUAUAGCUGUGACCUCCUAAGAUGCCGCUACCGCCGCCACCUCCACCUCCGCCACCACCUCCCCCGCCACCCCCAAGCACCGCACCUCCACUUUUUCCAGUCGAGUCUCCUAAGGUCCAGUCUGGCGGAGGAGGCGGCAGGAGCGCUCUGCUGGCUGACAUCCAGAAGGGAGCCCGACUCAAGAAAGUCACGCAGGUCAAUGACCGCAGUGCCCCUGUUGUGGACAAGCCCAAGGCUCCAAGUGGAGAUGUGUCCGGCAAUGUUGGUGCCGCUCAGGGUCCACGUGGAGGUGCGGCCCCCAUGGGGCCAUCCUUAGGUGGGCUGUUUGCAGGGGGGUUUCCCACCCUAAGGCCGAUAGGGCAACGGGACUCGGCAGGCAAGACGCCAGUGUCCCGUUCGAGCUCAUCGGCCUCCCUCAAGCCGCUGUGGAACACGCCCACUUUGGCGGAGUCGAUCGGCCCCCGUCCGCUCGCCUCCUCCUCCGCCCCACCCUCGCCGACUCACGCCAGCAAGCAUCUUGCUCCUCUCCCCGUGGCCGCUCCCCCUCCGCCCACACCACCUGCCCCGCCCUCUGCUCCUCCUCCUCCUCCUCCUCCACCGGAAGCCUUCCAGGACCGGCCCACCAACAAGCCUCCCCCUCUACCUCCCUUCCCACCCCCUCCGGCUCCAUCUCAGGUCACAAAGCCCACUUGGCUUCCCAUCCAGCACUACCAACACACCACUAAUGCCCAACCCCUGACGCCUCCCCCUCCAACUAACAACCCUCCUUCUCUCCCUGGGGACCGCUCCUCUUGGUCCUUCUACCCACCACCGCCCUCUGUGGUCCACUUUGAACCUGCAAGGUUCCCCAUCCUGCGUGACUCGAGCCCGCUCGGACCACCGCCCCCAGUGCCACCUCCCCCUCUCCCAAGCUCUUACACCCCGAGCUGUCCAUCCAUUCUCCCGCCGCCCCCGCCCAGAAUUCCUGCCGUGUCCUCGCCGGCCUUACGCUUUCUUCCGCCGUCAUACCCGUGCAACGCUCCGACCAGGCGACCGCCUGCUGUGCCGAGAAGUGCAGGUGCUUGUCGUCUGGCUCCUCCUCCAGCUCCUCCGGCACGUUCCUCCUCCACUGAGCUGUCCGGCCGCAUUCCUCCCCCUCCGCCGCCCUCCAUUGUCAGGAAUGGACACCUGCACAGUCAGGAUGACUUUGAAUCCAAAUUCCAGUUCCACCCAAAAGAAGAUUUUCCUCCUCCAGAUGAAUUCAAGCCUUUCCCUCGCAUCUACCCCAGUAAAGAAAACAGAGUAAAUCCAGCGCCCCAUGGGAUCAGGUCACACCUCAGAUGAAAUUCAUCCCACACAAUUCCUGGAUACAAAGGACUUCCAGCUUGACCUCCGCCUCGGGCAGAGCUCCGCCGUAGACGGCGGCCACCAGGGAGGAGCACAACCAGCUCAGCAGCGGCAGCAGCAUUGCCUCUUGGCGUACGAGACCAAACGCCGGUGUGGAAAUACGCGAAAUGGAACGUCAGUACACGCAGGUUUGAGAGGCCACCGGAUCGCGGAUACUUCUACGUGGCAGUGACGUUGCUCGGUGAGCGCCGCUGCAGAAAGUGCGCGUCUGAUUGGCCGGUUUCGCUUCGCAAACUCCGCCCACAUGAACCCUCCCAAACGUCAUUUUAAACUCAUCGGUUUUUCGUAUUUGUCAGCAAUAAAGAUUGUCUUUGUCUGUUACCCGAAUUAAAUGCAAAAAUGAAAAGAUUCAAAGCUGCCAUCGUUUUCUGCAGUUGCUACAAAAUCUGUACAAUGAGGCUGUUUAAUUGGUCGAAUUUGAUUUGUGUUUACCAGAACGGAUUUUAGAAUAACCAUUGUAUUGUUUUGUUUUUUGUCGAGAAAAAAAUAUUGGUGAUUAUUUUGAACUGUGAAACUGCUUAUGCCAUCAAUGUUUAUAUUCAUAUGAACAGAAUGUGUUUGAUUUUGUUGGCAGUUGACUUUUUUUCCGGUGUGGGCGGAGCUUGGAUAGAAAAAGCGGCUCCCUCCGGAAGAUGCCUGAACUUUCCCUUGUCUUUGCAGGUUUUCGAGCUGGUGGCAGACUAGCUUGUACCUCGUUGGAUAUUUUUGUGCUCUUGUAAGUCGUGCCUCGAUGGAAGUGUGGCAAGAUGCUGGAUAAAAGACGGAAGAAGUCCCACUUGCAUUUUGGUUGAGUCUCAAAACAGUGAAGACUGAAGAGUAAAACAGCAUAGGAACGAUCAGUCGCACUAAAUUUGUGGAUCAGAAGUCAUGGACAGAGGUGGUCAAACGGUACUGUACCUUGACACAGGUGCAAGAUCUGCAACUGCAAAAAAAA